This is a messenger RNA of Myxocyprinus asiaticus (Chinese sucker), 2490 nucleotides long. Its product is annotated as isocitrate dehydrogenase [NADP] cytoplasmic-like. The coding region runs from base 171 to 1418 and encodes 415 amino acids. Gene Ontology annotation, biological process: isocitrate metabolic process. The transcript is spliced from 9 exons. Gene Ontology annotation, molecular function: isocitrate dehydrogenase (NADP+) activity; magnesium ion binding; NAD binding. Lineage: Eukaryota; Metazoa; Chordata; Actinopteri; Cypriniformes; Catostomidae. Gene Ontology annotation, cellular component: cytosol; peroxisome; mitochondrion. The record is from RefSeq and is a predicted model, not a curated record.
AUGUAUGAGCAGAUCUGGGGUGAGCCAAUACCAUCCGCUCAGCUGAUACAGAAGGAAACUACGCCUUCCAAGUCUUGUCCAAAAGCAUUGAAGCCUCUUAAGGACACAUCAACCAACUAAGAGCUCCCAAUUUACUCCGGCACAGGCUCAAGAAAUAAAAAGGGUCCAAAAUGUCUCAGAAGAUCAAAGUUGGUUCUGUGGUUGAGAUGCAAGGAGAUGAGAUGACCAGAGUUAUAUGGGAGCUCAUAAAAGAAAAACUCAUCUUUCCUUACCUGGAGCUUGACCUGCACAGCUAUGACCUGGGAAUGGAGAACCGUGAUGCCACUGAUGACAAGGUGACGGUAGAGGCAGCGGAGGCUGUUAGACGCUUCAACGUUGGCAUCAAGUGUGCCACCAUCACGCCUGAUGAGAAGCGUGUGGAAGAGUUCAAGCUCAAGCAAAUGUGGCGCUCUCCCAACGGAACAAUCCGGAACAUCCUUGGUGGCACUGUGUUUCGAGAGGCUAUUAUCUGUAAAAAUAUUCCCCGCUUGGUUCCAGGCUGGAUCAAACCUAUUAUCAUAGGCAGACAUGCACAUGGAGACCAGUACAAGGCUACAGAUUUUGUUGUGCCCGGUCCUGGGAAAGUUGAAAUGACAUACACACCCAAGAAUGGAGGAGAGCAGCUCAAGUUUGUUGUCCAUGACUUUGAAGGUACAGGUGGUGUUGCUCUGGGGAUGUACAACACAGACAAGUCAAUCCGGGACUUUGCUCACAGCUCUUUCCAGAUGGGGUUGACCAAAGGCUGGCCGAUGUACCUCAGCACCAAGAACACCAUCCUAAAGAAAUAUGAUGGCCGCUUCAAAGACAUCUUCCAGGAGAUCUAUGAAAAAGAGUAUAAGGCUCAGUAUGAGGCCAAAGGAAUCUGGUACGAGCAUCGAUUGAUUGAUGAUAUGGUGGCUCAGGCCAUGAAGUCUGAAGGAGGGUUUAUCUGGGCCUGCAAGAACUACGACGGGGAUGUGCAGUCAGACUCCGUAGCUCAGGGUUAUGGGUCUCUGGGUAUGAUGACCAGCGUGCUCGUGUGUCCAGACGGGCACACGGUAGAAGCUGAGGCUGCCCAUGGCACAGUCACACGACACUAUCGUAUGCACCAGCAGGGCAAGGAGACUUCUACCAACCCCAUCGCCUCUAUCUUUGCAUGGACGCGAGGGCUGCUGCACCGAGCUGAGCUGGACAAGAAUGCAGAACUGCGUGUGUUUGCUGAGGCACUUGAGGCAGUUUGUGUCGAGACCAUUGAAGCCGGUUUCAUGACCAAGGACCUGGCCAUCUGCAUUAAGGGCAUGUCUAAUGUCAAACGCUCCGAUUACCUCAACACCUUUGAGUUCUUGGAUAAACUGGCCGAGAAUUUGAAGAUCAAGGUGUCAAGCCAACCCAAACUGUAAAGCUAUCACGUGUUCACAAACACAUGUACACAUAGACACGCAGCUCUCAAACCAUGCCAGGCCGCAGACUCUGUUAACCUUGUCUCCUGUCUAACUUUGACCAAAGACGGAGAAGUUAUGGACUGCACCACCAAAUCCAGAAGGGGGAGCAAGUACACUUUCCGCUGGAGGACCUGAACGUGCCUUUUAAAUGGAAGGAGCUACAUUCAUAACUCUUUUAAAAACACAUUGGAAACACUCUUUUAAAUUCAUAAAGGAAGUGUCAGUAUGUAGGAACGUUUAAUUAUUUUAACAUUGCAACUUUUAUUUUGUAUAACUUCCCCUGUAGUGCAUAAAUAUUUUUGGUAACACUUUACAAUAAGGUUUAUGUAAGGUUAAGGUUAAAUGUUAACAUUAGGUAAUGCAUUAGAUAUUAUUAAAUGACAAUGAACAGUUUUGUACAGCACUUAUUAAUCUCAGUUAAUGUUAAUUUAUAAAUGUACUAGUGUUUAUUGUGAAAUCAUAAUGCAUUAACUAAUGUUGACAUAUUCAACUUUUAAUGUUAAAAAUUCAUUAGUAUAUGUAUAAAGUAACCAAACAAGAUUAAUUUACUGUUCAUUGUUAGUUCAAGUUAACUUAUGUUUAUAUAUAUAUAUAUAUAUAUAUAUAUAUAUAUAUAUAUAUAUAUAUAAAUAACCUUAUUGUAAAGUGCGGUUUUGUAUUUUUGUUCUACAGAUUUAGUGCAGGAUCCAACCUGUUAUAUGCUUGAACACCUGUUGCCUUAUCGCUCUGUGUGUGUGUAUUGUCUUGUCUUCAGACAGUCACUCUUGAAGCCUGUCUCAAGAGCAGUGAGAUUAGGUUUUAACAAUGGAAAUACAAACAUGACAGUAAAUACCUGAUUUUCACUUAAAUGCUGGUAGUUAAAAUCAGUAGACAUUCCUGUUUAUUAUUUUUGUCACUAAAAUAUACUCAAUGCCACUCUCUGUCACUGAAUUGCAAAUGAAUUUCUGUAUGUCUCUCUUGAUCUUAGUCUGUGUGCUGGUGUUAUUGUUAUUAUGACCUCAAUAAUAAAUGAGUCUUUUUAAGAAGAGUA